GGAUUGAGGGAGGCUAGCUUGUUGUCCCGAGCCUGACAGUCAGAUAGCGUGCAAUCCCAGCCCUUUCAAGUGUCUUGCGGUAUCCUGGAGUCUUUUCCUAAUGCCAGGUGGUUCGUCGUGUGUCGCCAUUUGCCGCUCAACUGCUUUGAUGUGCGCGACUCCAGCGGCGCCUGCCCUGUGGUCUGCAUAACCAGUCGGUCCAGUCCCCCCGCCUGUGCACCGCCACGGAUCUCUCCUCGAUGGAGCAGCAACCGCACCGCCUCCCAGCCGUGUGCCAGCAGCCGCCGUCGGUCGACUUUAUACAAAACAGACUGCCCCGCAUCCUCGACGCCGUCAAAGGCGCCCCGGUACACUACAACCCGCAAUCAAACCGGUUCGAACCUAUCAACACCGUCACUGCUGCUAUGUUGGCGCCUUCGAUAGGAGAAAAGGCACGUUCCGGACAGCAGGCGGAGGACGCUGCCGGAGAGACUACCAAGAGGAGAGAUGUUCAGCCGCCCGUCCGAGAGCUCGUCCCAGCCGUGGAAGCCAUGGUCUUCUGGAACGCCAUCCUCGAGCCGGCCAUGGCACGGUUCAGCACUCAAAACCAGCCCGAGGCGCAGACGCUGGUGGAAAAGCCGCAGUACUCCAUCCGGGCGAAAAAGCAGUGGCGGGGCAUCCAUGAGAAUCUCCAAAGCGCUCAGGACGUAUUCAACGGGACCGGCAAGCCCGUGCUGAGCAAGUUCAAAUAUGCGUACCGCAAGGUAGCCGACCAUACCGAGACUUUGCAGGAGAUUAUCGAGCUGAUUCCGGAUGAGGGGGCCUACGUCUCUCUGGUCAAGUCUGUCUUGGGCCUGUUGCUUAGUCCUCUUCAUGCCUCAGCCCAAACUCGGAUGGAAGUAACCGGGUUCGCGGACGGCGAGGAUAUGGAGAAGGGGUUCUCCAAGGUCGAGAUCUUUCUCGCCGCCUUUCCAGGCGACCAGAACAUCAAGGAGGCCUCCGUGGAUCUGAUUGCGUGCGUCCUCAAGGCGGUGGAGAGGGCCAUACUUUACUUUCUCAGCAGCACGAUCAGCAGGGCAAUGGGGAGACAUAAGGAGGACCUUAUCGGCAGCAUCAACCAGAUCUCCGCGCAGACGAAGGGGCUCAUGGAGCGAGUCGAGGAGUCCCACAUCUGGGGGCUGCAAAAAGCUUCGGGAUUAACUCUUGCCAACAUUGAAGAACUCAGACUUCUAAAUGUCGAGAACGCCAUGGCUAUAUCGGUGAAAACCGACCAAGUCUUCAACCAGGGGCGAAAGAUCAUGCUGCGGCUUGACGGCGUGGGCCGCAUCGUGCAGGAUUAUAUGCAGCAGUUCACUCAGCAGCAAGAGGACCGCGACGCCAAUUUCAAGGCCGAGCAGGAGGCUCGAGACGCCCAGUUCCAGGCCGACAUUAUGAACAAGGUGAAGAUACUUUUUGAUGACUAUACCGAGAACAUCAGAGAAACGAUUCGGCAAGAGUUUGAGGCUUCGAAUCGAAGCCACACCUCGGCUGCGACAUCGCGAAACCCGUCUCCUGGGCCCGAGCAACAGCAAUCACCGUCCCAGUGGCCACCGCAAAACCCUUGUGGUCCACCACCACCAUGGCCACAUGACCCCUAUGCGGUACACCAGCUGCAGCUGCAGCAGUUCUACUUCCAAAACCCCUCCUAUCUGGCGCCUCCGCCGCCAGUCCAUCCCCAUCACCAAUAUUACCAGCAACCCCUACCCAUCCCUCUACCUGUCCCAGAACCGACAGGCAUCCCCGUAACCGCCUUGUUGUCGGCACUCGGAACCCUCAUUGGACUCGAUAAGCGUGACAUGCAGUCCGCGCUUUCCCAGUCCGAAUCCAUCCUUAUAUCCCACCGACUCCGCGCCCAGGAGAUUGUCCAAGCGCGGGAAUUUCGCGCCUGGGCGACAGCACCGUCGUCCCGGGAGCUGCUAGUUCUGGGCGAUCCCAGCCUCGAGCCCUUGCAGGCCGGGGCCGCGGUGAGUUUGGUGGCGGCUUCGCUGACGGAGAGCCUCAGGGCGAGGGGUGCCGGGUUCGCUACCCUGGUCUUCUUUUGUGGGCUGCACACGCGGCACGACGACGCAUAUUCUGGAGCGGCCGUUAUGAUCAGGGCCUUGGUCGCCCAGCUCCUGGAGCAGCACUACGCCGGGUAUCGGUUCCAGGAGAGCGACCUAGGGUUGAGCCUGGAACAGUUGGCCGGGAGCACUGAUAGUACGACGACGGCAGCUGACAUCGCCGGGCUGUGUGCCCUGUUCGAGUGGUUGGUCAAGUGGCUGCCGCGAGGCAAGACUCUGGUGGUCGUUAUCGACGGGAUCGGCGAGUACGAAAGGGUGCAGUUCAAGGAGGGCAUGCUGGUGGUGCUGCGGUGUCUGCUGGGUCUGGCGGCGGCAGCCGAGGCGAGGGGGCAGGGCCCCGUGGUAAAGGUGCUCGCCACGUGCCCGACAGGAACCAUCAGUCUACUGAGCGAGUUUAGGAGUAAAGGUCCAGAGAGUGUCUUGCUUAUGGAAGCACUGCAGGUCGUAAGCGAGCGGAUGGACAUGGACCUGGGGGAACAGGGGUUUUCUUAAAGCAGCAUAGGAGGAGGAGUAGUAUAUUCAAGAGAGCCUUUACGCCACCACGGUCUUGCACUCGCAUGUAACAC
This is a messenger RNA of Gaeumannomyces tritici R3-111a-1, 2644 nucleotides long. RefSeq lists its product as hypothetical. The transcript is spliced from 5 exons. The coding region runs from base 240 to 2570 and encodes 776 amino acids. The record is from RefSeq and is a predicted model, not a curated record. NCBI's taxonomy places the organism in Eukaryota, Fungi, Ascomycota, Sordariomycetes, Magnaporthales, Magnaporthaceae.